This is a messenger RNA of Brienomyrus brachyistius, 2800 nucleotides long. RefSeq names its product G-protein coupled receptor 35 b (gene gpr35b). Gene Ontology annotation, molecular function: G protein-coupled receptor activity. The transcript has 2 exons. NCBI's taxonomy places the organism in Eukaryota, Metazoa, Chordata, Actinopteri, Osteoglossiformes, Mormyridae. Bases 1666 to 2526 code for a protein of 286 amino acids. The record is from RefSeq and is a predicted model, not a curated record. Gene Ontology annotation, cellular component: membrane. Gene Ontology annotation, biological process: phospholipase C-activating G protein-coupled receptor signaling pathway; positive regulation of Rho protein signal transduction.
UUAAAAAUAUCUGUUUAAAAAUAUCAGCUAUUCACUCGUAGCAUUUUAUAUGAGACUGUUCAGCACUGUUGUUUGUGAAAUAAGAAAGCAAACAUAUUAUUCGACUGGACAAUCCAUAAAGAAAUGAAGCAAUUUAUUAAUUUACUUACUUAGAAGCAGAAGACGAAAUCCAGAUCGACAUGACACCAUUUAGUGCACUACGUUAGUCCUUGAAAAAUGCCAAUUUCUGAUAUCAGGAAUUCUACUGUAACUAGUUCUAAUUCAAUUGCACAAUUGAAUUCUGGCUGGUUGCAAUUGAAUUCCUGAUAUUUGAAUGUGGCAUUCGAACUAAUUCCAACUCCUAUUGAAAUGAAGGAGAAAAAUGUUUUGAAUCUUACUAGCUAAGAUUGAAUUUUCGAUAUCAAGACUUGGCAUUAUAGAAGGUUACAACUGAAUUUCUGAUAUCAAGACUCUACAUUCUAACCAGUUACAAUUGAAUUUAUGAUAUUAAGACUCUGCAUUCUAACUAGUUACAACUGAAUUUAUGAUAUUAAGACUCUGCAUUCUAACUAGUUACAACUUAAUUUAUGAUAUUAAGACUUUGCAUUCUAACUAGUUACAAUUGAAUUUAUGAUAUUAAGACUCUGCAUUCUAACUAGUUACAAUUGAAUUUAUGAUUUCCUCUAGCAAUAGAUUAAAGCUAAAACAGCUUCCCAUAUGAAUGCAUUUCCUGCCUGUGUGACCUCAGUGCUGUUUAUAAGACGCCUGCCUUGGUUUAGACCCUUUAUGGUUUUUCUUGUUUCUACGUUGCCUUGAAUUGAAGUUCACUGUGUGUUGAAAACCACUGUGUGUCUUAUAUCCUGUUGUAACAUGGAAACACGUCACAGUAGGUUUCAAAUGUAAAAAGUGGUUUUCAAUGAGAACCAAUUACAUGAGUCUGACAGAAGCAGUACGUGACAAAAGACCACAAGUGGGAUCGGCAUUUUUUCUACAAACCUCAGUCUCCAUGGCAACAUAGCACGUUUAACCAAUAGGAAGCUAGGUCAAAAAUUGAAAGUGAAUACUAUACAGGAGAACUAAACCUUAUUAUUAGCACUUUUGAUCGUUAAAUAAAACCAUACAUCUGUAGGUGUGCGUGUGUGAGUGAAUGGUGUGUGAGUGUGCCCUGUGAUGGGCUGGUGCGCUGCGAUGGGCUGGUGCGCUGCGAUGGGUUGGUGCCCUGUGAUGGGUUGUUCCUUGCCUUGUGCCCUGUGAUGGGCUGGUGCCCUGUCCUGUUAUGUUCCCUGUCCUGGGAUGUUCCCUGCCUUGUGCUUAUAGGCUCUGUACCCCCACCACCCUAAAUAAGACAAACAGGUACAGAAAAUGGAUAGAUGGAUAUUUAUUAGUGGAAAAAAUGUGUAUCAAUUAAUUGGUUAUUUCAUAAAACAAGCACAGGAAUAUUCUGUACCAGACUCAGCUGCCAUUAUUUAAUCAUACUUACCAUAUUCUCCUAAGCAUAAACUAAUGAUCCCUUACAGUCAAGUGCCUUACUUGGUAUCAUUCAAACUUACUUACAGAGCAAAAAACAGCCUCAAGUCAACAUUACACUACACUGGGCGUUAGCUAGAUGACAAGCCAAGUCCGGUUCUGAUUGUCAUUGCAGUGUGUGCUGUUUCACAGUACGAGACCUUGCCGCACCAGACACAGAUGAUGCCAAACAUAAGCAACGACUGCAGCGGGCCCGAACCGGAAGGCAUGAAGCUGAUUUUGGGGAUUGCAUACAUCCCUGUCGCUGUCGUGGGGCUCCUGGUGAACGGCUCAGCCGUCUUCGUGUUCCUCUGCAGGAUGACAGCCUGGAAUGACACCCACGUGUAUAUGCUAAGUCUGGCCUUGGCCAACUGCGCCCUAGUGCUUUUCCUGCCCUUUAGGAUCUACGACGCGUUCCAGCCGAUGCAACUGUCCGCUUUCUGCACCUUCCUGGUGUCCACUCACUACAUAAACAUGUACGCCAGUAUCUUCACGAGGACCGCCAUCAGCAUCCACCGCUGCGUGCUCCUCAAGUUUCCUCUCCAGAGGUGGGCCAGGGACUCCCAGAAGACCAUUGCCUUCUGCGUGUGCAUCCUCGUCUGGGUGACAGUCGUCACCAUUUGUGCCACAUUCAUUGAGGAGAACCUUCCUGCGCACAUGAAGAUGUGCUAUAAGAGGAGUGAUGAGCCGCUGUCGGAGACGUUCAUAUUACUACUGGAGAUUUUAGGUUUUCUUUUACCACUUUUUAUAAUAACACUUUGCUCAAUGCAGACAAUAUUCGUGCUGAUGAAGAACGAGACGGCCAAAAUAAAAAUGGUAUUCAUUAGAAUUAUCACGGCGAAUUUAAUUGUGUUUGUCAUUUGCUAUUCCCCUAUUCAUGUUGGAUUUUUUCUCAGGUUUAAUGCAAAGUCCGUGAACUGUAAACAAUAUAAUCUGACUGGCAGUUAUUACCAGAUCUGUGAAUGGAUCGCCACAACAAACUGUUGUUGGGAUUUUGUUGCAUUUUAUUGUUUACUGAAAACAUUAUACAGAAUUGAUUGAAUACAAAUCGAAUUCACUUCUGAGCUGUUCAAAAAGGUGUAUGCGUGUGCUAAAUAUCUUAAAAGACACUUCAUUUUUCACUUUCAUUUUUAAUUUUUUUAUUCAUUUCGAAAAAGAAUGAAACCUCUUUCCAGUGGGCUGAAAAUGUAUUCCAUCGUGGACUCACGCUAUGCACGUAUCACUUAGGAAAGGUGACUUAAACUGAAACUGCCACGUCACCGUUACAACACUGAGUUUAAAAGGGGACAUUUUUCAGUGUGUGUUUAAUAAAAUA